Molecule: messenger RNA, 1019 nt
Organism: Manis pentadactyla (Chinese pangolin)
Lineage: Eukaryota; Metazoa; Chordata; Mammalia; Pholidota; Manidae
Gene: RPL27A
Product: ribosomal protein L27a
Exons: 7
Coding region: 1-966 (321 amino acids)
Biological process (GO): translation
Cellular component (GO): ribosome; cytosolic large ribosomal subunit
Molecular function (GO): structural constituent of ribosome
Source: RefSeq, a predicted model, not a curated record
AUGGAAAGAAUGGGAUUUUUGAACAUUGGUGGAGACUUAAACCGGGAAGAAAGUCUCUUCCACUGGAUGAAGAAAGGGAGCGUCUCCAAGCCCCGGAUACCGCGACAACGCUCAGCCUCCGAGCCUGAACGUACAAGCUGCACAGAGAAGCGCCACAAGCCGCCAGGGCCACCCGCACUUCCAUAUAAAAGCGAGGACGACCCACAAGAAAAGGAAGAAGAAAGACCCCUCAGCGGCGUGAGACGCAAGACACCGCACCCAGACGCGGCCUCCCUGGCCGGAAACCGCGCAUGGGUGGCCUCAGGGCAGGCGUCUGGCUUGGGCGCGGGAGCCUGGGGCCGCGUGUUCGGCUCGGGGUUCGGGUCCCUUGAGACAUGCGGUGUCGAGGCGCUCGGGCGCCGCCCUGACGAGGCCUCACGGCUCCGAACCACCUUAGACCUCCAGGCCCCUCGCAGACUGACAGGCAUCUCUCCACGCCCAGCCAGCCUUGGGCCUUAUAACCAAGCACCUUUUUCCACACAGCCGUCUAGACUGAGGAAGACCCGUAAACUUCGGGGCCACGUGAGCCACGGUCACGGCCGAAUCGGCAAGCACCGGAAGCACCCGGGAGGCCGGGGAAAUGCUGGUGGCCUGCUUCACCACAGGAUCAACUUUGACAAAUAUCACCCAGGUUACUUUGGGAAAGUUGGUAUGAGACAUUACCACUUAAAGAGGAACCAGAGCUUCUGCCCAACUGUCAAUCUUGAUAAACUGUGGACCUUGGUCAGUGAGCAGACACGGUUAAAUGCUGCCAAAAACAAGACUGGAGUUGCUCCUAUCAUUGAUGUGGUGCGAUCGGGUUACUACAAAGUUCUGGGGAAGGGAAAACUCCCAAAGCAGCCUGUCAUCGUGAAGGCCAAAUUCUUCAGCAGAAGAGCUGAGGAGAAGAUUAAAGGUGUUGGGGGUGCCUGUGUCCUGGUAGCUUGAAGCCACAUGGAGGGACAUUCAUUAAAUGAUAUGUGCUUUUCUUUCUCUUCUGA